AUGGAUUUCACUCAUGCACAGGCUGCUCACAAGCCUACAGCCAUGGCACUUCACCUAGUGGACCAUCUUUUUAAAAGAGAUGUGUUGUUUAAAUCAACUGUCCAUGGAACAAAGGAGUAUGCUCCCCCAGACCAAGACAUAAUUACUGCAAUUAGAGUAUUAUCAGGGCAAGCAACAGAUGCUCUAAAUUAUAGUUGUGAGGACAAGCUUAUAGAUGGUAAUAAAGACCUGAUGCAGUUCUUUGAAGAAAUAAUCAAAUGUUUGUCAGAAGAAAACUAUGGCCAAUGUUCUACCAAUACAGACAAGUGGAUACAACUUUCAAGAGUUUUUUGUGAGAUAUGUGGACAAUUGGGUGAUGAACAGAAUAUUCAAAGGGAUCAUUUGGCGCACUGUAGAGAAGGUGAAGAAAACUACUUUGCUGAUGGUGAGAAGUCUUCAUGUGUGUCAUAUGAGGUUAAUAGUGACUUGCUGUCCAAUUCAGAAAACUGUGGUGGAUCUAUCAAUAGGAACAUGCAGGGCAAUGGUGGUAUACAUAAUGAUGAGCCUGAGUUGUAUUCUGGCUCAAGAUGCAAUACCAUUUAUGUGGAUUCCACUGCAAGCUCUCAGCUUGGAGCCACAGGGCAUGGUUCUGAAUGUGAAAGCCUCCUUCUUGUUGAGAAAGUAGAGAAGAAAGAAAGAGAUCAGGACCCUCAACCAACUGACACCUUGUCUUAUGACAAAGUAGAGAAUUGGCUACAGUUCACCUGCUCUGCCAAUGGCUUGCCAUCUCUGUCUCCUUAUAUUCCAGAAUCAUCAGACUCAGAUCACAAUGAUACUCUUACAUUGCUUAAUUGUGUGGAGUCUGCAAGAGCCAUUAUGGAAGGAAGAAAGAAAAGAAGAAGAGCAACAAAUUGGUGGAGUAGGGGAGGAAAACAUGAAGAGGAAGAAGGAGAGAAGCAGAUCUCAAGACGAGAUGGGGCAAAGAAAGACUACAAAGUUGAGAAAUGGCUGAAGGUUGUGUGCGCUGCUAAGGGCUUGUCUGCUGGUGAAUUGACGUCACUUCUGUCUUGUAAUGUUCCCUCAAGUUUAGAUGCAGCUCACAACGAUGAGCUUUCGUUGCUAAAGGGUGUAGAGACUGUAAGAGUUAGAUUACCAGGAAGAGGAGAAAGAGAGAGAGAUGCAAAAUCUUCUUACAGUGGAGAGAAAAAUGAUGUCCAACUUUUCAAAGGCGACCACCAAGACGUGGCAAAGCAGGCAGAGGCUUGAGCAGCCAUAAGCAAUCAUGAAAAAAAAAACUCAUCACGAUGAAAACCUAGUUUGUGUUAUUUUAUGUGUAAACACCUCGAGCAUCUCUUACGCUUCGUUCGUGCUCCCCAACUAUCCGCGUGUAUCCUGAAUUGAAGCUCGCUAGACAUUGUCCAUUCUUUAACUUUUUCAUAAUAUUUUAGCCAAUCAGAGCGCGCAUUAGAAUGUAGCUAUGUUAUAAUAUAGGA
Molecule: messenger RNA, 1472 nt
Organism: Pocillopora verrucosa
Lineage: Eukaryota; Metazoa; Cnidaria; Anthozoa; Scleractinia; Pocilloporidae
Source: RefSeq, a predicted model, not a curated record